Pangasianodon hypophthalmus (striped catfish) is the source of this 1339-nucleotide messenger RNA. Its product is annotated as myozenin-2. Gene Ontology annotation, molecular function: actin binding; FATZ binding; telethonin binding. Gene Ontology annotation, cellular component: actin cytoskeleton; Z disc. Lineage: Eukaryota; Metazoa; Chordata; Actinopteri; Siluriformes; Pangasiidae. The record is from RefSeq and is a predicted model, not a curated record. The transcript is spliced from 6 exons. Bases 163 to 873 code for a protein of 236 amino acids.
CUCUAUAAUAAGCCCAUGAUCUAACCAGGGAGAAACUUCAGGGUCCAUUUCUAUCCCUGGCAAAUAUAAGAGUUUGCUACUUAAGACUUAGUGUCAGAUUGAUUCAGUCCAUCGUGUAUAUAGGAAAAGAUAUUUCUUCAUAAACUGACGGUUCAGAUCAUCAUGCCUAUCAACCUUGCUAAAGAGAGACAACAACAGUCUGGGGCACUGUGCUUAGAGGCACAAGGAGUGUCUCUGGACCUGGGAAAGAAGAUCAGCGUCCCUCAGGAUGUAAUGAUGGAGGAGUUGAACCUGCUCUCAAACAGGGGGUCCAGAAUGUUCCAAGAGAGACAAAAGAGAGUGGAGAAGUUCACGCUAGAAGGUCCUGAAAAGCAAGCUGACAAUCAAAGUGAGACACUAUGUCAUCAGGCUACAGGAAGGCUGACAAAUAGAGCUCACAGCAGCACAAAGGUCAGCCCACCAGAGAGAAACAACCUGCUGGCCACACUCCAUCACACCAUAGCCAAAAAAGGAAGUCCAAGCGUUCUUGCACCAGGAUAUUCUGGACCCCUGAAAGAAAUUCCUCCUGAGAAGUUCAAUGUUACUGUAAUCCCCAAGUCCUACUGCUCACCAUGGGAAGAACAGAGCGACAAUGAAAGCUUGCUGCCUGCCAUUAGCUCCCGCCUGCCCGAACCUCCUCAAAAACUCACCCCUGCGAACUACAGAUGCUUCAACAGAGCCCCGAUGCCAUUUGGAGGGACAACAGGUAGUACCCGGACCCUAGCUCUGCCUGGCUUUGAACUCAUGCAGGCCUACACGGAGCCCAGCCUCACCUGGGAGAGAAUGUGUGCUCGGCCCAACUUCAACCGCACACCGAGAGGCUGGAGCGCUUAACACCCUGCCAAAACCUUGGAACUAUAAAGCAGGAGUGAUGAAGAGCUGCAUUUCAAACAUCCCUGGACACUCACUGUACAUGCAUCCCUGGACAUGCACACUUCAUCAACAUGCAUGAAAAGUCAUCAUAUAAACCGCAAACUGAGCCAGAAGACAUCGAGUAUUUUCUAAUCAACGUUUAUGGCUAGCUUCAAAUUUACAGAUAUCAGUAUUAAAAGAGAAGACAUUAAAAUGGAACGAGACAAACAUGCAGAUUUGAUAAGUCUUGUGUUGUCUCUUUUAUUUGACAAAUCCAUUCUCAAUACUGCUCACUGUUGUUUUGGUUGGUAAUAGGGACUACAAGAGUGGUCAGCAAUGGCCUCAUGUGGUAUUUAUUGGUCACUGCAAGUUACUUUUGCAUGUUACACAGGACUGUAAAAAGAAAAACCUCCACCUUUCUUCAAAUAAAAAAGAAACAAAAACACUA